CAUCAGAAUUAACAUACCGCUGAUGUAAGUUUAGCUUUCCGGAUUUAUUGUGAUUUUCAACGUCAUUGAGCUUUUGAAUUUUAAAGAUUUAUUUUUUCUAAACAUACUUAAUUUAAUUAAUCAUUAAGUUUUACUACAAAAGUUUAUUUACAAGAUGUACAAAAAAUUUUUGAAGAAAUUUAAGCCACAAUGUUUACCAACACGCGUGGUAAUUUGUAUCAUGAUGUUUACAUGCUGUUGGAUGAACUAUAUGUGCAGAUUACAAAUGAGUAUUCUCGCAGUCCCAAUGAUAAAAACUCUUGAAGAUAAAAAAUUAUCACACGGAGCGUGUGUAAGUCUUGAGAAUCAAAAAUCCCGACGAUCUGUAUUCAUUGACAGCGAAGAUUCUUCUGAGGAAUUCAUUAAAAAUGUUAAUUAUUCACGCGAACUUUUACCGCGUAAAAUAAAUGAAACAGAAGUGGGCUCGCUGUCAAAUAAUUUAGAUAAUUUAAAUAAUAGUUACACAAAUACUUUAUUACUGGACACGCGUCAAUCUAAAAGGGCAGGGUUUCACUUAUUCUCAAACGCGGCCUUCGAAUGGACGCCUUUCAUCCGCGGUCAAUUGAUAUCCGCCUACGCCUGGGGUAAUGUACCGGGUAAUUUUAUCGGCGGUGUACUGGCCCAGAAAUUUGGCCCACGUAGGGCCGUUCUCUGGUCCUCAAUUAUCGCGAGUCUCGUAUCGUUGGCUACGCCGAUUCUCGCUCAAUUGUCGUGGAUUGUCUUACUUUUGUCGCGAGUAAUAAUCGGCUUAACUGGAGGCGUCACUUUUCCCGCGUGUCAUACGCUCGUCGCUAAAUGGUCGCCGCCAAAUGAAAAAGGAAGAUUUGUUUGGACACUACAGGGCGGGACAUUUGGUUCAAUAUUUUUGUUCGGUAUUAUUUCGAGCAUAGCGGAGAAAAUAAAUUGGGAAACGGGCUGGUAUUUACCGGCGUUGAUUAUGAUGGUGUGGAUUGUGUUCUGGUGGUUUUUGGCUUUUGACUCACCAGAAGAACAUCCUAGUAUCAGUGAAAAGGAGAAGUUGUAUAUUAUUGAAUCGCUCUCGGGAACGGUUAAUGUCGAGAAGCCGUCAUUCAAAAAUACGCCGCUAUUAAAAAUACUAACAUCGAUUCCGUUUAUUUGUCUGGUACUUUGUCACUUUGGAAAUUUAUUUUUACUAUUUUUCUAUCAAAACGGAAUGAUGUUGUACCAAACUAAAGCCCUGGGAUUCAAGCUGACAAAAGGCGGAGUGGUGUCAGGAUUACCGUGGGCCAGUCGGGUCUUAUUUGCAUUCGUGUUUGGUUGGGCCGGUGACACAAUUAAACGAAAGGAAAUUAUAUCUGUCACGGCGUUGAGGAAGUGCGCUACUGUAUUUUCGCAUUUACUGCCGGGUGUUUGUCUGAUAGUGGUCGGCUAUCUCGGGUGCUCGUUAGUUUGGGCAAACGUUUUCCUGAUUCUCGCGCUCGGGUUCAAUGGCGCAGCCUCCAUUUCAAAUUUAUCAAACAAUCAAGAUCUGUCGCCUAAUUACGCCGGGUUUCUUUACGGUAUUAUGAACACGGUCGGAUCACUGUCAGGGAUUAUGAUAUCCCCGAUCGUUGAAGAAGUUGCUGGCAAGUGGGGGCAUCCUAUUGAAAAAUGGCAAAUACUUUUUUGGAUGGGCGCCAUUGUCUGCAUCGUUUGUAUGUUAAUAUUUAUUAUCGGUGGAAGCGGGGAAGUUCAAAGUUGGAACGAAGUGCGAUCAUCUGACCCCAGUCGACUUGCUGCCAUAAAUACUAAUCAAGCAGAACCAACAUCAACUACAAAAACUUAAAAAAAAUUUGAUACUUUGAUUGAUUAUUAUUUUAUGUCGAUGAAUAUUGAACCCAAGUUUUUAAAUAUUCGCUGGGUCAGUAAAAUAUUAUUUAUGAUAAAAAAUAAUUUCGUAAUUUGUCGUGGAUUGUCAAUAGUUUGAUGCUGAUAUUUUUAUAUUUUUUAAUCCAACUCGUAUGACAGGAAGUAUAGAAUGAUAGUUUUCUUCUUAUAUAACACGAGGUAAAUUA
This is a messenger RNA of Microplitis mediator, 2054 nucleotides long. RefSeq names its product sialin-like. The transcript has 5 exons. Gene Ontology annotation, cellular component: plasma membrane. Gene Ontology annotation, biological process: monoatomic anion transport; transmembrane transport. Lineage: Eukaryota; Metazoa; Arthropoda; Insecta; Hymenoptera; Braconidae. The record is from RefSeq and is a predicted model, not a curated record. The coding region runs from base 155 to 1825 and encodes 556 amino acids. Gene Ontology annotation, molecular function: transmembrane transporter activity.